AUGGGCCCCUGGUGGGAUGUUGGCUGCUGGGGCUUUGAUCUUGUACUGGGCUUGGAAUUAUGGGGCAUCUAUGAUGGUCUUUGCCUAACCUGGAACCUGGGCAACAAGAAAAUUCAAUGCCAAACUGAUUGUGCUGAGGCUCACGGACUGAUCACUUCCUCCUCAGCCCAUUCUUCACAUCUCACACUCAUUCGCAUGAUUGCUAACCUGGUGUGCGGGAUCGUUAGCCUUACUCUCAUCUUUCGGGAGGCGAACGCUGUUGCAGAUCACCUGGCUAAACUUCGACUCAUCACCGAUGGCUCCAUGCAAGUGUUCCAAGAUAUUCCCCCUUUAGUUUCAAGUCUUCUAUAUGGUGAUAUUCAGGGUCCUCCUUACUUAAGGAACCCUUCCAGUAAUAUGUAA
Molecule: messenger RNA, 402 nt
Organism: Hibiscus syriacus
Lineage: Eukaryota; Viridiplantae; Streptophyta; Magnoliopsida; Malvales; Malvaceae
Exons: 2
Coding region: 1-402 (133 amino acids)
Molecular function (GO): nucleic acid binding; RNA-DNA hybrid ribonuclease activity
Source: RefSeq, a predicted model, not a curated record